CCCAAACUUCCUUGUCUUGCCCUCCGCGAGACCGAUCUCUCCGCCUUUGGAUCCAUCCGCCACCGCUGCUCGCGCCAUUCCGCGGUUCGUCUCCCCCUCCCCGCUCGCUCCCGCAAGCUCUCUUCACUCCCCGCGCCGGCCAGAAGGCGGCCAGCCAAACCCUAGCGGAGCGGGUGGGAGGAGGACCUCCGCCGCCCGUCGCCAUGGACUCGGCGCUGCUCUCGCUCACCUGCGCCGGCCUCGGCGCCUCCGAGGAGGACGAAGACGGCGCCGUCGUCGGCUACGUCAAGGGCGACCACUGCCUCGAUAAUCUGAAGGACCUGCAGAGGUUCCUGCGGCGGGACGACCAGGAGCAGCGGGAGGUUUUCAAGCAGGUUUGCAAAUGGAAGAUCGCGUCUAGAGAUCUGGUUCCCAUCAUCGAGAAUUACCAGGCGGAUCGCAACCUGGUGAUCACAGCAGUGAAAGUGUUGGUAUUCCUUACCAUGCCUGUGGAGCCUUCAUCGGAGGAUGUUGCACAGCAGAUAGAGUAUCUGUGGGAUUUGAAGGCUGCACUGACACGCAAUGUUGCAAUCGCAGUCAUUGUGUCUCUUCUUGAAGACCCAUUGGAUCAUUUGGAAAGAACUUCAUUCACGGAAGAUGACUGGAAGCUAGUUCAGCUGGUGCUUACUUUGUUUCGCAAUGUCUUGGCUAUUCAAGAAAUCACAUUGCCUCAGAAGGCAUCUGGAGAAGCCACCCAGUUACUCUGCCUUGCUGACAGCUUUUUAGAGCUGAUGUUUCAAGAAAAUGUGAUGGAUCUAAUUUUAGUUCUAACUCAGCAUAUUGAUGAGCCAUCUGGUUAUCUCAAGCAGGAAAACCUUCUUUUAUUGGAAAUAUUUCAUUAUCUCUUCUUAGGCAGGGACCCAGAAUUGAUUGCCAGAGUUUGUAGUGAAGGUCUGAAGGAGCAAGUUAAUGGAGAUAUCGAUACAUCAGUACAUUCUUUGAGAUUGAUGAUGGAGAAGGAAGAGAGGGAGAAGAGGAUGUUCAGGCAACAAAAUGCGGAGCAUCACUCGCUCAAUGGAAUUUUUACAUGCCUUUCAGUGGAUGGAUCUACGUCAUUGUGCAAAGGGAAUCCCAGCUCAGCAAUAGCAUCUGCAAAUAGCCUCCGGAAAAUACGUAAUGUCCAAAAAGGCCCUCAGAAAAGGAUAGCCUGGGAUAAUGAGCUGCUUUACAUUCCAAAGGUGGGAAUUAUGGAAAAGCUAAGAAGUUUUCUGGAUCAAUUUUUAUCUGGAGGAUACAAUGUGCUGAUGCAGUCUGUUUGCGAUGAUAUCGUGAAGGAGCACCAUUCUAUCCAGAAAUCUGAUAACACUACAUUCUUCAAAGUUGUUCGCUUUGUCUUAGCUUUUCAACAUGAGAAAGCAUCAAAUGCCCAGAAAUCUAAUGCCGGGCCUCAGCUGUCCGGGACUUCUCCAAGCAAUGAACAUGAUGAGAAUCUGCCAUUCUGUGGUGACAUAUGUGGACCUGUUGCAGCCACAUUGAACGAAGAUAUGUUCAAUAUAGUCAUUUCCAGGUGGCGUGAGACCUAUGAUGACCUGAAGCAAACUAAUGAUUAUAAAACGCUUUCAGCAGCUGGGUCCUUGAUGAAGAACAUGAUAGGCAUGAUAUAUUUGGUGCUAAAAGUUCUUCCUGAAGAUUCAAGGGAAUCUCAAACAGCCCGCGUUUUACUGUAUAAGCUGUUCUAUGAUCAGACGGAACAAGGCCUCACUCAAUUUCUGCUGAACUUGUUCAGAUCUUUUGAUACUCAUAAGCAACCAAAAAGUGCUCUUGCGGAUUUAUUAGAAACAAUUCAUAUCAUGCUGCAACUCAUGGAGAAGCUUCAGUCACGUGGCACGUUAAGGGUCGCGAAAAGGACAAGAAAGGGCAGAAAAAGGAAGACAUCAAAUGACAAAAAAGAGAAUACUGAAUCCAAAACAGAAAAUGUGGAAGAAAGCUAUGUUGAUCCAACAGAUGGGACUAAAUGUGCAUCUGAUUCACUUCCAGAUUUGAGAAAUGAGGAUCCUGUAGCAGAACCUACUCUCUUAGAGCAAGGAAAAGUUGAUUCCCAUGGAACAGAUCUACCAGAUGUGCAUGUGGAUAACGUGGUUAAUCUGGAGAGCACCACACAGCUUGGAGGUGAUCCAUCUGUUGCAGGCAGUGGUGAAAUAAAAAGAAAUGUGAUUGAUGAAGAGGAAGAGUCUUCAGAUUCUUCAAUUGAUGAUUGUCCCCCAGCUACAAGUGAAGUUGAUUUUAAUGUAUCCCGGUUAAUAUCCAGUCUUGCAAACAAUUCUGUUGUCCAAAAUAUAUGCUGGUUGUUAAAGCACUACAAGACUAAUUCCUUUCGAACAAAUCACUACAUCAUAUGCAUGCUGCGAAGAUUCUGUGAAGAUCUACAACUCUCGCCAAUGCUCUAUCAGCUGUCACUUCUUACUACUUUCUAUGAUAUAUUAGCUGAACAGAAGUUGUCUAGUUCAAAGGAGUAUGCAAACAUUGUAAAUUUUCUUUCUAAGAUUGUAAGGAAGAUGCUGAGGACAAUGAAAAAACAGCCAUUGUUAUUUGUUGAGAUACUCUUUUGGAAGUCACGGAAGGAGUGCCAUUGCAUUGGUGCUGAUGCUCUACUGAAUGAGCUCAAGGGAGAUGUUAACAACAAGGCUGCUGAAGUUGGUUCAAGUAAGGGAUGGAGAGGUCCAAUAAACAUAGCAGAUUCUCUUGGUGACGAUGAAGCUGACUAUGUUAUACCACCGGAACCAUAUGAUGCUGAGGAUGGAGAUUCAUCUUCUGGCGAGCGUGAAGGAGAAACUCAGAAGAGCAUGGGUGCCACAAAUAAAAGAAACAUAUUACUAUCACUUUCAGGCAGCGAAGAGGAUAACGAUAGGAAUAUUGUAUCAAGAGGUUCUCAACAUUCAAGGGUCCCAAAGAGACGAGGGCGCUCCAUUUUUAACGAAGAGCAAGAGAAGCUUAUCAGAGAUCUUUAUGAGAAACAUAAGGAUGACCGCAAAUGCAGUCAUCUAAUUGCUCAAGCUUUAGAUCCCAGUGGAAAUAUAUCUUCUGCUCAAAUUUCUCGAAAGCUUACACAGCUAGGUCUCAGGAAUGUCGUGAAGAAGACAAAAGUUCCAGAGGCACCUCUUUCAGCUGGAGACCUGGAUACACAACCACAAGACCACUUCCUUGCUGAUGCUAAGCCAGAAAGCACUAGGCACAGAAGAAAAAGGCUACAUGGGUUAAGCAGUAAUCCUGACAAUGCGAAUCAUGGAAUAUCAUCUGAUGAUGAAUCACUGCAAGCACUUAAAAUCAGGACCAAAAAUAAGAAGCUGCCUUCGGUGGAGCUUUCGCCGGGUACAUCACAGCAUCAAGAUGUUUUGCAAGACGUGGAUUCUGAUGAUGAGAUCAUAGGAUCUAUGCUUAGUAGAGGAAAAAAGAAGAGGUCAUCAACGUCAGAUUUUACAGUCAACAGACAAGAACACCAAGGAUCUUCAAAGAACACAGGUCCAGAUGAUCGGACUAUUGGUUCAAAUGCCAUGGAUGCUCCUCUUCAUCUGGGGUUAAAUUCAUUCGAUAAUAACAAUGGUCAUGCUGGCGAAACUGAACUUUUGGAUGAUUUCAGUGAGCCUGAGCUGGAUCAUCAUGAAAAUACUGUGCAAAGGAUCGUCGAUGACAGAGACAUAUCUGAAGCCAUGGACAUGAUAAGCCCUGGUGCUAGUCAAAAGUCUGGGUUUAAAAGAAGGCACAGAUUGGUAAUUGAUAGCGACGACGACGACGAGUAGUUACCCAGAAGGUGUUGAAAGUUAUCAAAUACUUCCUCCGAUCCUAAAUUGUUGUUGAAAUAUUACAUGUAUCUAGAUGCCUUUUAAGAGUAGAUACAUUCACAUUUGGGCAAAUUUGAGACAAGAAUUUAGGAGCUGAGGGAGUAGCUGCUUAGAUGGUCUGCCACUGUUUCCGUGAUAUAUGCAUCUGAGUCCGAAGCAGUCUUCAUGAAAAAGGAUAGUGAAUUUUUUUCUGAGACGAAAGGAUAGCGAUCUUACACGGGUCUCAGUUCUAGUUACCAUAGACCGGUGAGUUUCUAAACAACUGCUGAAUCACCAGAAUAUUGGUUCUAUUUGGUAACUGAACCAGCAAUAGAGAUUUCUCAACCCUUCAGAGUGGUCCAAAGGGUCAUCAGUCAUUGCAA
This is a messenger RNA of Brachypodium distachyon (stiff brome), 4180 nucleotides long. Its product is annotated as protein timeless homolog. NCBI's taxonomy places the organism in Eukaryota, Viridiplantae, Streptophyta, Magnoliopsida, Poales, Poaceae. Gene Ontology annotation, cellular component: replication fork protection complex. Gene Ontology annotation, biological process: DNA repair; DNA replication checkpoint signaling; replication fork arrest. Gene Ontology annotation, molecular function: DNA binding. The transcript has 19 exons. The record is from RefSeq and is a predicted model, not a curated record. Bases 204 to 3776 code for a protein of 1190 amino acids.